Messenger RNA from Thalassophryne amazonica, 3368 nucleotides. RefSeq names its product cullin-5. Gene Ontology annotation, biological process: protein ubiquitination; SCF-dependent proteasomal ubiquitin-dependent protein catabolic process. The transcript has 19 exons. Gene Ontology annotation, molecular function: ubiquitin protein ligase binding. NCBI's taxonomy places the organism in Eukaryota, Metazoa, Chordata, Actinopteri, Batrachoidiformes, Batrachoididae. Gene Ontology annotation, cellular component: SCF ubiquitin ligase complex; Cul5-RING ubiquitin ligase complex. The record is from RefSeq and is a predicted model, not a curated record. The coding region runs from base 1 to 2343 and encodes 780 amino acids.
AUGGCGACGCCUAAUUUGUUAAAGAACAAGGGCUCCCUGCAGUUUGAGGACAAGUGGGAUCUCAUGCGACCGAUCGUUCUCAAGCUACUCAGACAGGAAGCUGUUACCAAGCAACAGUGGUUCGACUUGUUCUCAGAUGUUCAUGCAGUGUGCCUAUGGGAUGAUAAAGGACCAGCUAAAAUCCACCAAGCCCUCAAAGAGGACAUCCUAGAUUUCAUCAAACAAGCACAGGCUCGGGUAUUGAGCCACCAGGACGACACGGCAUUGCUGAAGGCUUACAUCGUAGAGUGGAGAAAAUUUUUUACUCAAUGCGACAUCCUGCCAAAACCCUUCUGCCAGCUGGAAAUCACACUGAUGGGUAAACAAGGCAGCAAUAAGAAAACAAACAUGGAGGACAGUAUUGUACGCAAGCUGAUGUUGGACACGUGGAAUGAGUCGAUCUUUUCAAACAUCAAGAGCCGCCUGCAAGACAGUGCCAUGAAGCUAGUUCAUGCUGAGAGGUUGGGAGAGGCCUUCGAUUCUCAACUUGUUAUAGGAGUGCGAGAGUCCUAUGUCAACCUGUGCUCCAACCCAGAGGACAAGCUGCAGAUCUACAGGGACAACUUUGAGAAGGCCUACCUCGACUCCACAGAGAGGUUUUACCGAACACAGGCACCAUCCUACCUGCAACAGAAUGGCGUGCAGAACUACAUGAAAUAUGCAGAAGCAAAGCUAAGAGAGGAAGAAAAGCGAGCACUCAGAUAUCUGGAGACACGUCGUGAAUGUAAUUCUGUUCAAGCACUUAUGGAAUGUUGUGUGAAUGCUCUGGUAACGUCAUUCAAAGAGACCAUCCUCGCUGAAUGUCCUGGGAUGAUUAAACGAAAUGAGACGGACAAGCUGCACCUGAUGUUUUCUCUAAUGGACAAGGUUCCCAGUGGAAUUGAGCCCAUGUUGAAAUACCUUGAAGAACAUAUCAUCAGUGCUGGACUAGCAGACAUGGUGGCUGCUGCAGCGACGAUCACUACUGACUCUGAGAAGUACGUGGAGCAACUGUUGACUUUGUUUAACCGUUUCAGUAAGCUGGUAAAAGAGGCCUUCCAGGAUGACCCACGCUUCCUCACUGCCAGAGAUAAGGCUUACAAAGCUGUUGUCAAUGAUGCCACAAUCUUUAAACUGGAGCUGCCUAUGAAACAGAAAGGGGUGGGAAUGAAAACUCAGCCUGAAUCAAAGUGUCCCGAGCUGCUGGCAAACUACUGCGACAUGCUGCUCAGGAAGACCCCCCUCAGCAAGAAGCUCACAUCAGAGGAAAUUGAGCUCAAACUCAAAGAAGUGCUUCUGGUGUUGAAGUAUGUUCAGAAUAAAGAUGUGUUCAUGAGAUACCACAAGGCCCAUCUUACUCGGAGACUAAUUCUGGACAUUUCAGCAGACAGUGAAAUUGAGGAGAACAUGGUGGAAUGGCUAAGAGAAGUAGGAAUGCCUGCCGACUAUGUGAACAAACUAGCCAGGAUGUUUCAGGACAUCAAGGUCUCAGAGGAUCUCAAUCAGGUCUUCAAAGAGAUGCACAAACACAACAAGCUGGCGUUGCCAGCGGACAGUGUGAACAUUAAGAUCCUGAAUGCUGGUGCAUGGUCAAGGAGCAGCGAAAAGGUAUUUGUCUCACUGCCUACAGAGUUGGAGGACCUUAUUCCUGAGGUGGAAGAUUUCUACAAGAGAAAUCACAGCGGCCGCAAACUCCACUGGCAUCACCUCAUGUCCAAUGGCAUUAUCACAUUUAAAAAUGAGGUUGGUCAAUAUGACUUGGAGGUGACAACAUUCCAGCUGGCUGUGUUGUUCGCCUGGAACCAGAGACCCAGAGAGAGGAUCAGCUUUGAGAACCUCAAACUGGCCACAGAGCUACCCGACGCAGAGCUACGCCGCACACUCUGGUCUCUGGUGGCUUUCCCCAAACUGAAGAGACAGGUGUUGUCCUACGAUCCUCCAGUUAGCUCACCCAAAGACUUCACCGACAGCACACUUUUCUGUGUCAACCAGGAUUUCUCACUCAUUAAAAACUCCAAGGUCCAAAAGCGAGGAAAGAUCAAUCUGAUUGGUCGCCUGCAGCUGACCACAGAGCGAAUGAGAGAAGAGGAAAAUGAAGGCAUUGUUCAGCUCAGAAUACUCAGAACUCAGGAGGCUAUCAUCCAGAUCAUGAAGAUGAGGAAGAGGAUCAGCAAUGCCCAGCUGCAGACAGAACUUGUUGAGAUCCUGAAGAACAUGUUCCUGCCUCAGAAGAAGAUGAUCAAGGAGCAGAUCGAGUGGCUCAUCGAGCACAAAUACAUCAAGAGGGAUGAAACCGACAUUAACACCUUUAUCUACAUGGCCUAGACAGCAGAGGAGGAAGUGCUUUGCUGCUCUGUUUGCUGCAUUGCUCAACACUGACGCUUUAACCACAUGUAAGAGGAGUGGAACUAAAGGAUGUGUGUGAGGAAGAGCUGGAAGGCUGCUGACGAUGUGUCAGGGUUAUACUGAGGAGCCCUUUCAGCAGAAGAAGAAAUGGAGGAAGUGUGGUUAUCUUUGUGCGUGUGAUGGCCGCUGGGUUUUUUUGGAGUGUCAUUUCAAAGUGGAGUGUGGAGUCACUCAACUGGCUGUUUGUCUCUGAUGCCCUCUAGAGUCGAUCAGAGGAGGAAAAAUGGCAGUGUGCCGUUUGGAAGCAGCGCGGGAGGAAAAUAUGCAUCAUUGUGAAAUACUUCCUGCCUUACUUUGAUGAGCUGCUGCUGUGGAGGAGCAGAGGGAGGACAAACUGAUAUCAAGCCUUUACUUUCACUUGGUGCCACAGCUGCCACGUUCGUGGCUGCCAUCUUGCAUCCCUCCAAUUCAACUUUCUUUUUUUUUAACUGGGAAAGCAAAAACAAAUGUGAGGGGAAAGUUACAGACACAGGGAGAGACUUUCUGAAACUGCAGAGAGAAUUUUGCCAAAUCUGUGUGUGUGCGUGUGUGUGUACAUGUAUACGUGUGCGUACAUGCACUUUGAACAGCAUGCUGCUCUGAAUUAUUAUUUUUUUUUUUAGUUUUUUUCAUUCAGUGGAUGAUCUGUCAUGUUUUGGUUGUUGUGAGUGAAAUAUCGUGCCAGGUUGGGAAAGUAAAAUCAGCUACCAUGUGCACUGUUCAUAUGCUGAUAUCUUCUUUUUUUUUUAUCUCCCCCAACAGCUGAAGCAGUAUUGUCUGCAGAUCCUGGUUGAGUUUUUUGGGACGAGGAUGAUAUGACCUAUUGAGGCUUCUCAGUUUUUAAUCAGAAUGCAAACUGUUUAUUUAUUGAACAUGAUGUUGAAACUGGUGUUUAAAGCCAUCUGAAUGCAUCCAGGAGGAAACGCAGACUGAUCCACGAUCGAUACCAGCUUUUAAGUGAGCGA